This is a messenger RNA of Colletotrichum scovillei, 2434 nucleotides long. RefSeq lists its product as uncharacterized. The coding region runs from base 177 to 2408 and encodes 743 amino acids. Lineage: Eukaryota; Fungi; Ascomycota; Sordariomycetes; Glomerellales; Glomerellaceae. The transcript is spliced from 4 exons. The record is from RefSeq and is a predicted model, not a curated record.
ACCGGCUGUCUUUUCUUGGCUGCGACGAAUGUGUUCUCCUUCAUGAUACCCUUUACCACGAAAUACCUAGCAUUAUUCUACCCUCUUUCUGUCAGAUUUAACCUAUUCGAAAUACCUAAUUCUUUCCUGAAUUCCUGCUGCUGUAUCUAGACAAGGUAAUACAUCAUCAGACCAUCAUGCCUCGGACACUGCUUCUGUGUUUCAUCCAUGGCUUCAAAGUGAGUAGUCAACAACAACAGCAAGCCAUCGAUGCGCCGGCACAGCAAGCAGCUAACAAGUACAAAUUUCACAAGGGGAACGAAGACACGUUUCACGACUUUCCAGAUGACCUGAAGCGAUCAGUCACUAAGCAACUCCCGGAUCAUCGCGUCGAGUCCAUCGUGUACCCUCAGUAUGAGACCAAAGGCGAGCUGGCGCAGGCCACCGAGGCGUUUCUCGCAUGGCUCAAGGAGAGGGUCAUGGAUGUAAGAAAGGCCAGCGUAGAGAAACCCUGGCCACCAAAAGACAGAGAAGUCGGAGUCGUUCUCGUCGCCCAUUCUAUGGGAGGAUUCGUCGCCGCAGAUUCGCUCUUCCUAGCCAUCAACGAGCGGGCGCAGUCCAACCCGUCAGAAGAUGACCCAAUCUUCCCCCUCAUCCAGGGCAUCCUCACCUUCGACACCCCCUACAACGGCCUCGCCCGCUCCAUGUUCGUCUACGGCGGUUUCUCAAACUACCAAAAAGUCAGCAGCGUCUUCAACGUCAUGACGGCUCUCUCGGCCGCGGCACCCUCCACCCUCGCUCGCCUAGGAACCCGCCGCGCCGCAACCUCGGCCGUGACGACUACCGCCACCCGUAACCCAGGCUGGAAGACGUGGCAGCUCGUCGCCGUGAGAACAGGCACUGUGGGCGCCAUCGCAGCUGGCGGCGUCGCCGCCUACGUCAACCGCGAGGCCAUCAUGAAGAGCCUCAAGGGCCUCAACAAGAACUCCGUCAAGGAAGGAUACCAGCAGAGCGUCGAUGCUCUCGGUCAGGGGCUGGCGUAUAUCAACCGCGGCAACGUUGGCCAAUCCUUUGCCUGGCUCUCAGACCACUUCACCUUUGUCGGCGCGCUCAUGAAGCAGAAGGAACUCAACCGCCGCCUCGAGCGGAUGGGUGCGCUCAAGGGCGUCGGCAUCCACGACUUUUAUGCGUCGCUGGGCGAGAACGGGUACUGGCAGGGUGGCUACUUUGUUCCCGAGCGGACUUUCUGUGCCGUGCCGGAGGAGAGUCAUCCUGCUUCGUCACUCUUCUCGCGACAGGUUCUGCCAGAGGUUGACGACGAGGUGGCGGCGCACAUGGCCAUGUUCCAGCCUGCGAAGCACAAGGGGUACGAGAAGAUGACGGAGCAGGCGGCCGACCUGGUGAUUGAAUGGUUCAAGAGCGAGGAGCCGGUCGUCGACGAUGCAAAGUUCCGCGAGACGCCGCCCGAAGAAGUUGCGGAGGAUGCCGAGGUUGAGGAAACGUUAGAGAAAGCUAUUUCGAACACCGAAGCACCGGAAGCAAAGUCGGACGAGAAGCUUGACGAAAAAAUCGACGAGAAGGAGGCGUCAAAGUCGACGGAUGACGAGAUGCCCGACGAGUCACCAAUCGACAUCGCCGCCGCCGCCUCGCUUGUGCCACUCCCCGCCGACGGCGAGGGAGAUUUGGUGGGCGAUAUCAACCCGGAAAAUAUGACCAACGAGGAGAAGCGGACGUACAUGCAGCACCUCUUCCGCAUCGCGCAGUCGACAGGCACAGGCGUCAAGGGAUGGCUUCCCGGUAUGCCCAGUAUGCCAGGUAUGCCGGGCAUGCCCGCAAUGCCCAACAUGCCGAAUAUGCCCAAAGUUCCCACCUCUGUUUCUUCUUUGGGCCAGGCAUCGCUUCCGAGCGUCAACAUCUUCAGAAAGUCGACACCCUCACAGGCACCGGCUGACGGAGAGAAGUUAGAGGCCGAGAAGGCUACCGACGCCGCCGGGAAUGUCGCCAAGACACAAGGUGAUGUUGCAAAGCCAGAAACGGCCGUCGCCGACAAUAAGAAGGAAGAUCAAGAGACUGCAAGCGACACUGUCGGCAACGAGACUGCCCAAGCGGCAGCAGCCACCGGUCAACUCGAGUCUCAGCCUGCCGAGCCGGCCGCCGACGACGGCAAGAAGAAGGGCUGGUCUCUGCCGAGCGUAAACAUCUUCAGAAAGUCGACACCGUCCCAGGCGCCGGCUGCCGAUACGAAGGAAGAUGCAAAGGUUGAGAGCGACAAGGAGUCCGAAGCGGUGGUCAUUGACGAUGGAAAGGUUGAGGGUCAAUCGGCCCCGGAAGCUGAGGCAGCUGGCAGCGAGGUCGCACAAGCAGCGGCUGCGACAGGCCAGCUGGAAACAGCUGAGGGCGGCGAUGAUGCGAAGAAGACGACAGUAUGAGGACGAGGGGCGUAAAAUCACAGGGA